Messenger RNA from Entamoeba invadens IP1, 912 nucleotides. RefSeq lists its product as hypothetical. The record is from RefSeq and is a predicted model, not a curated record. NCBI's taxonomy places the organism in Eukaryota, Evosea, Mastigamoebida, Endamoebidae. Gene Ontology annotation, molecular function: lipid binding. Bases 1 to 912 code for a protein of 303 amino acids. The transcript has a single exon.
AUGGCAAAGGUGGAGCUCAUUAAAGGAGAGGAUCUAAUCCUCAAAGAAUACGGCAUCACAAAUCAGGAUUUAGAGGAGGUCCCAGACCUCGAAAUCCGAACAACGGAAUCACAAAACAUAACAGACAACUCUGUUUAUCAAAAAGAAGUCUCAACAUACACUGAGGAAGAGUCUGCUAACAGAAUUGCCGAGUUAGAAGAGAAUUCAAAAAAUCUCACAUUCAAUGAGCUGGACGACAUGAUGGUCGAGCUCAGAACAAAACACAGAAAGAGUCAGAUUGAAAAUAUGAGUGUUCCCAUAAUCACAGACAGAGAUUUCAUGGGAAUAUUUUUAAUGGAAAUGCAUGGUGAUAGAAGAUACUCCCAUUCAGUGUCGAGCGGCGUUGAUGUUUGGAGACGUAAAGUGAAUGGAAGCACGUGGAACGGGGUUGCAAGAGGAGUAAUACCGAACAUCACACCAAGAAGAAUGUGUACUUUGUAUUGGGAUUAUGCCAUCAGAAGAAAGUGGGACUCGUUUUACACUGUGAUUGAAGACGUUGACUUUUUACCAAGUGGCGACAGAGUGUCAAGAACAGCGACAUGGACUCCAAAGAUGUUCAAGCAAAGAGAUUAUGUACAUGUGAGAAACGUCAUUGAAAGUGAUGAUUGCUGUGUUGGUGUUUACCUCCCGGCAGAUCACAAGAGAGCGGAAGUUGACAAGAAAAAAUUCAUUCGUGGGUUGGUCAAUUUCAGUGGAUUUGUAUUCAGAAAGCAAGGCAAUGAUUGUGUUUGCACUCUGAUGACGCAGACAGAUAUCUCUAUCCCACUUCCAGAUUUUUUGAUCAACAAAUUUCUUGGUAUUGCAAUUGGGUGGUAUAUUAGACUUAUGAAAAAGUCUGCCAUCAAUGAUGGCAUUAAACAGUACGUUGCAUAA